Molecule: messenger RNA, 1920 nt
Organism: Anguilla anguilla (European eel)
Lineage: Eukaryota; Metazoa; Chordata; Actinopteri; Anguilliformes; Anguillidae
Gene: cdpf1
Product: cysteine rich DPF motif domain containing 1
Exons: 3
Coding region: 218-583 (121 amino acids)
Source: RefSeq, a predicted model, not a curated record
CAACCUGGCGUUCCGUAGUUAACCGGAAGAAAAGUAUGCUGUUAUUAUUUUUAUAACCUACAGAUACCCACCGAAGUAAACGGAUACAGUGUUAUUAAUACCGUCAACGGAUAUUUAUUUUGUAACACUUCAAUGCAUCUCAGGGUUACUUCUGUUGUUUUUUUGCAAGCUUGCUGGCUUUAGACUAGAUGAAUAGGCAGGCGGUGGCGAAUGCAACAUGGAGCUGGGCGGUACGGAGGGGACCCCGCGUGGACUGUUCACUUGCGAGCUCUGUGAAUUAACCACCCCUUUCACUUACUACGGACAAAAACCUCCAAAUACCAGGGCUAUUGUGCUUCUGGAGGAAUGUUACGUGAUGAGGGAUCCGUUCUGUCCGGAGAAGGAAAAGUUCUUGGUUCUCGGAUCAACUUGCAGUCUGUGUCGCAAGACCGUCUGCGUCAGUGCAGACUGCAGUCUGUUCUACACUAAACGCUUCUGUCUGCGCUGCGUGAGGGAGCAUCUGGAUCAGUUUCCUCCUCAGAUACAGGCGGAGCUGAGGAAGAAGAAGCCGACAGAGAAGACGUCAGAUCUCGCGUCUAGCUGAGCUCCGAAACCGGCCCUGUCAGAGGGCAGCGGCGAAGACUACGGAGAGAUCUGUGGACUUUUUCCUUCGAUCAAACUUUAUUGAUGUAAAUUCUUAUGAACACAAACGAUCCUGCAUCUAUUGGGAAUUAAUGGAUUUUGAAAAUGUCAGCUCUACAUCAUUUGCCUUUUUAUUUUAAUAAUAAAUUAUCCUUUUUAACAAAGGUCAGGUGGAAAAAUCUUGUAUAUGUUUCUGCGGAGCCUUAAAAAUUGAAGAUAGAGACCUGUGACGACUCGAUUAGAUUUUGGUUUCAGAUUUCCCCAGCACCUUCUUUUAGAAGAUGACUCCAUAGGGCAAUACUCCAUGUUUACCACAGUGCAAAGAGACACAUUUUCUCUCAAGAAUCCUAUGUGUAUCUUUAGGUUCCUGUUUUUGCUUGGUGUAGGUUGUUAUGCUACUGUUAUUGUACUGACCUAUUUUUAAGCAAGCUCUUAUGCAGAGAAAUGGCACGAACACAAUAGCCCAGCUGAGAUUCUGGUUGCAAUCACAAUUCCUGAACUGUUGCUACCCAAAUGAACACAUAUUUUAGGUUUACAAACAUGUGCUUAUUUGCAUUUUUAUUUGUAUUUAGUGUAUUUACUGACUAAGGGUGAGGCCUGAAAUACAUUUAUGAAUUUGCAAUAAUGUAGGCCUACUGCCUUUUCAAAAACUGAAAUUAAUUACGGUUCUGGGACAGCAAACAAUAAAAGCACUAGGCUACAGGUACAUGUAUGUGUGGGUGGAGUGUUCAAGUGACAAAGCACCUAGCCCCUUUUUCCCCAUGUACCCCUUUGAUCUGAUUUUUUUAAAAAGAAGAAAAGAAAAAAACUUACAUUGCAGGGCUCUGCAGUGCCCCCAUUUUGGGGGCAUAUACUCCUAAAAAUUGAUGUGUGCUAACUUGAAAAAUAAUUUAGAAGCACAUCUACUAAUUGGGAUGUAUUAGUGUGCUCCUAAAAUGUUCAACUUAGGAGCAUGUGUGCUCCUUGGAAAAAAAUGUUAGCAUAGAGCCCUGCAUUGUUUUCGUCAUUAAUGUUUAUUUAUUUUGGUAAAACAUAUUAUGUACAAUAACUGGGUGUGGUAAAAAAGAAAAGUUUUUCUUUUCUUACUUUGAGCACUAUGCGCGGCCCUCCCAUUGUAUAUAAACGACACUGUAGGCUAUGUGGUGUUCAUGUGCCCUUAUCCAUGAGAGCCAUCUGCUGGCCAAUGGGGUAUAUGAGCACAGAUUAGUGCAUAUAAGAUUGAGGCUGGGAUCCUGAUUGUCCUGACACAGAAAUGCCGAAAAAAACAAACAUAAAUGUCUAGAGGUGAGAUAGCUCUGA